This is a messenger RNA of Helianthus annuus (common sunflower), 1783 nucleotides long. RefSeq lists its product as uncharacterized. NCBI's taxonomy places the organism in Eukaryota, Viridiplantae, Streptophyta, Magnoliopsida, Asterales, Asteraceae. The transcript has 8 exons. Gene Ontology annotation, molecular function: 3'-5' exonuclease activity; nucleic acid binding. Gene Ontology annotation, biological process: nucleobase-containing compound metabolic process. The coding region runs from base 61 to 1611 and encodes 516 amino acids. The record is from RefSeq and is a predicted model, not a curated record.
UGGUGAUAUAUGGGGAGGUGACAAGACAGACAGGGAGCCGGAAGGAAAAGUGUAGAAGACAUGGAAGCCAGCGGCUGUGAUAUCCACCUGGUGUCCUCCACCGAUUCUCCCGAGUUCGGUCGGUUAAAAUGGGCAGUAAGUCAUUCCUCCAUCAUCGGACUGGACGCCGAAUGGAAGCCCGUCCGAGUUCACCAGGCCACUUUUCCUCCCGUUUUGCUUCUCCAGAUGGCCUGCCGACUACUCAACCAAGAAGACUCCCCCCUUGUUGUUUUCCUACUCGACCUUUCACAGCUUCCUCUGCCCGAUAUACACCACCUACUCACUCACGUAUUCCUCUCUCCUAAUAUUCUUAAGCUAGGGUUUCGAUUUAAACAGGACCUGCUUUACCUCUCCUCUACUUUUCGUUCCCAUUCUGGUGGUGGUGGUGGUUUCAAUAGGGUGGAGCCGUAUUUGGAUAUUGCAAGCAUAUACAGUAGUCAUCUACACCACCACAAGCAAACCAGAAAAAAGACAAACAGCCUUUCAUCCAUAUGCCAGGAACUUCUAGGCAUCUCUCUUUCAAAGGAACUUCAAUGCAGCGAUUGGUCUCUACGUCCUCUUACACAACACCAAAUUACUUACGCCGCUUUAGACGCUCUUUGUUUGAUUCACAUUUUUCAUGUUUUUCAGCAAAGACUUCUCAAACAAGGAACCAUUCAAAGCCUCACUGAAGUUGAGUAUUCAGAUCUAAAUCUUGGGUUAAGGCAAAUUCUUCGGGAACCUGAUAAUUCUAGUAGAAUAUUGAGGACCACAUAUUGUGAAGCUGUAGAGAUGGUGAGAGCUACUAUGCUUGAAUACCCUCGAAGGCAACUGGAAGCAAGUUUGAAGAAAUCAAGUUGGGAUAGCAGCAGCAUACCCCCCAUGGAUUAUACGCUCUUGCAGAUUGUAAGACAAUAUGGUGAUAAAUUAAUUUUAACGGAAUCAGACGGAAAGCCUAGAACAUCAAAAAAGAAAGGAAAAAGGAAAUCCUCUACUGGGUUUACAUGCAAAGAAAAACAAGUUGAUACUAUUGAUGACUGGCAAGGCCCACCACCAUGGGACUCUUUGUUGGGUGGUGAUGGAUGCCCUAAGUUUCUCUGUGAUGUCAUGGUGGAAGGAUUGGCAAAACAUUUAAGGUGUGUUGGAAUUGAUGCUGCUGUUCCCUAUUCUAAAAAGCCGGAAACUAGGGAGUUAAUAGAUCAGGCUAUUAAAGAGAAGAGGGUUAUUCUGACCAGAGAUGCCAAGCUAUUGAGACAUGAAUAUCUGUUAAGAAAUCAGAUUUAUAGGGUCAGGAGCCUUCUAAAAAAUGACCAGCUACUUGAGGUGAUUGAAACUUUCGAGUUGAAAAUAUGUGAGGAUCAACUGAUGUCAAGGUGCACAAAGUGCAAUGGCAAAUUCAUCCAGAAACCAUUGUCAAUUGAAGAGGCCCUUGAAGCAGCAAAGGGAUUUCAAGUUAUCCCCAACUGUUUAUUCGACAGGAAUAUUGAGUUCUGGCAAUGCAUAGACUGCAAUCAACUUUACUGGGAGGGAACACAAUAUCACAAUGCAGUCCAAAAGUUCAUUGAUGUCUGUAAGAUUACCUCAACUGACUGAACUGGAAGCUUAGGCUAAAUCUUUUCUUUGUUGUUUUACUUGAGUAGAUGCGGCUCAACGACACACAAAGCACAUCAUUUCAAUUUUGUAAAAAAAAUUGUUUCAUUUCAUAUGAUAAUGUCACUCCGUACAAGUUCCUUCGAUAAUAUAUGCAUUCUAAGAGUUGAUCAAA